CUCUAAUCAAUAGAUAUUUGCAGAAUGAAACAAGCAGAGAAUACACUGGACAGUCUGAAAAAUGUGGAAUGAAAAUAGUAUAUCCCACUGCUGUGUCACAUUUAGGAUACUCAAACUUGCAAAAUAACUACAGAUGCAAUAAUCAUACGAUAAAUGUUCAACCUGAUGUUCCUUGUAUAAAUAUAAUUCUACGUUCAGACUGCAAAAUGCAUUCAAGCCAGUAUAACUAUGUACAAAAGGAAAAUAGUCACAAUGAGAAUACACUACUGUCCCAAGCAAACAAAGAUUCAGUGAGGACUGAAUCUAAAGCAUUAAAUAUGCCACAAUUCAAUUCAUUUAAUAGAAAAUAUGAUCACUUUGUUUUUGGUACAAAAAAUCGUUUAGAUGUAUCACAAUCAGUAAGAUUGCAAUAUGAAAGAAAAUAUAAUCAAGGUAAUAAGAAUUUAACUUCUAAUAAUGUUUCACAAAUUCAUUACAAUAGACAAAUGACAAUGUUGGAUAAGGAUAUAACAAAAGAUGUAAAUACAGAUGAUAGUAUUAAAACGAAUUUUAACAGCUUUUCUGUAACAAAAUUAGAAAGCAGUAUAAAACAGAAAAAUGAAAAUAAUGUUUCUAGAAUUAUAAAGACAGAUUUGGCACCAAAUUUAGAAAACAUUGCUAAAACUGAACAAAAUUUUGUAGAGAUUAUUCCCAUAGACCUGAAAUCAACUUUGAAACAUUUUACAAACUUAGAAUUAAAACCUUCAAAUACAUUACUUAACUCUAAAUUUACAGAACUGGAAAGUUUUCCAAAAUCUAUGAAAUAUAAACCAUGUAAAAAAGGUUUUUAUAUGAAUUCUCUUACAGCACCUGAUAUUGCUAAAAAUUUAAUGAAAAAUGAUGGUGUUAAAAACACUAUUUGUAUUAACGAAACAAACGAUAUUUCCAAAAUUAAUGAUGAAAAAUAUAAAACAGAAACAAGUUAUGAAAAAAGUAAAUUUGAUAAAAAUAUAUUAGGAAUUAAAAAGUUCACAAAUUUGUCAAUUGAAAAAAGUAUGGAUACCUGUACUAAUACAAAUUGUAAUGGAAUGAACUCUUCUAUAUUAAAUAUAGACCAAGACGAAUGUGGUACUAGAAUUUCAAAUACAAGAUCUACAAGUCAUAUAUUUUUGCAGUUUAAAAAAGAUUUUCAUUAUAAGAAAUGUGAAACUAAAUGCAGUAGUACAAUUAAUAAUACUGUAAACAUAUUGCAAAAUAUGGUAAAAGAUGUUAAAAAAUUUAAAGAUAUAGAUAUGACAAAAUAUAAUGGUCAAAAUGAUCAGUAUAAAAAUAUAGAUAGCAAUUGUAUGAAAGAGAGAAAUGAUGUAAUUUUAUCAAAAAUUAAACAUAAUUUUUUUAAUCAGUCAGAAAUAAUCAGACCAGAAUACAUGAAGAUGUUACAAGAAAUUAAAAAACAUACCGAGAAAUUGGAAGAACAAUUAAUUAUUAUGAACAAAAAUAAAAAUAAAAAAAAAAUAAAUAAAAAAUUAGAUUAUACUUUAAAAAAUUAUAUUAAACAACAAAGAGAUAUGAUUACACAGAAUCCUGAAAAAAAAAAUAUUUAUGUACAAGAACCAUGUUCACAUGAUAAUAUAAAGUGUUUUCAAGACAAACUAUUAAAAUCCGGAAAUAAUUUGAAUUUGCAAUUAAAACAAAUUACAAGACAAGAUAGAAACGUAUGCAGGAAAGCUUCUAAUAUUAAGGAUAUAAGUUAUAAAAGAAAUAAUAUGAAAUCAUUGGUAUACUGUGAUAAUGAUUGCUUAAGAAGCAUAAAAAAUGUCGAAAUUCAAUGUGUAAGAUCUUUUCAUAUUUUUGAUUCAUCGAAUUUGAAACCGCUUGCUACGUCUACACCUAAAAAAGUUAGACCAUUGAAAAAUGAAAAAAGUCUUCAUAACAUAUCAAAUUGUACUCAAACAAUAUCUAUACCUAAAGCAAAUUUACAAAUAACACAUAUUAAGAAAAUUGUGUCAAAUGAAUUCAAAAGUUCUAUGAUAGAGCAAGAAAAUAAAGAGAUUAAACCGAUAAACAUAAAUUCAAAUUGGGACGAAAAUGCUAUUAUAAUGUUACUCUUAACAAAAGAUACAAAUGGUAAAUGUUUGAAGUGUAAAUACAAAAAAUCAGAGUUUUUACAUUUUAGGCCGAAAAAUAGUACUAAUUCACUAAUGUGUGAUAGAAAAUUGACUAAAUAUAGAUUAUCUAAACAAAAAAUGCAGAUACCCAUUGUGUUCAAAUUAAUGUGUGUCAGAUGCAAAAGUGAAGACGAUCUUCACUCUAAUGAAUAUAAUCGUAAAUAUAGUGCAAAAAGCUGUGCAAACAGUUGCAAAGUAUCAGAUUUAGUAACGACUGUAUACACUCAGUCAUCCAAUUUACAGAUUACUACUGCCACUUCAGUUUCUUGUAUUUCGUUUACCAAUAGGAAUGAUGUAAGAAAUUUUAAUGAAGAA
Molecule: messenger RNA, 2462 nt
Organism: Eufriesea mexicana
Lineage: Eukaryota; Metazoa; Arthropoda; Insecta; Hymenoptera; Apidae
Exons: 2
Source: RefSeq, a predicted model, not a curated record